AUGAGGCUAUCCGCCAAACCCGUUUCGAGUCCGGGUCGGACAGACAAGUUCCCUCCUCCGCUCAUGAGGUUCCUCCGGAGCAAUGCAGGGAGUAGAAGCAGAAGGUCCAGGUCAAGCCCAAUGUUCGUGCGCAAGAAAAACACCACCACCACUACCAUCCAAACUCAAACCACCCAGGAACCAUCUUCCCCCAAGGUCACGUGCAUGGGGCAAGUCCGGGUUAAACGCUCUUCCAACACCAAACGCGACGCCCCUCCCACGCGCUGCUGCUGCCGCUGCCGCUGGAUUCCAAAGCCCAACCCCUGUCUCUGCCCGCCCCUCUGGCCCACCUGGCCCUUCUUCCGCUCGAAGCCCAAACAACACUCCCGGCCCAACCACCACGAAGAGUCGGAAUCAGCGUUCCAAGAGAAAACGAAUGUGGAUAAACAUAACGUUCCAUUUGCUUCCAAUUCAACCACGCCCCCGAAAAACGCUUUAUUGUUAACCCGUUGUAGAUCCGCGCCGUACAGAUCCUCGUCGCUGGCUUCAAUGAAUCGAGAAAUGAGCUAUUGGAACUCACACUACUUGUCUCCAACUCUUGCUUAA
Messenger RNA from Sphenostylis stenocarpa, 585 nucleotides. NCBI's taxonomy places the organism in Eukaryota, Viridiplantae, Streptophyta, Magnoliopsida, Fabales, Fabaceae. The record is from the annotation of a GenBank genome assembly.